Klebsormidium nitens is the source of this 2037-nucleotide messenger RNA. The record is from the annotation of a GenBank genome assembly. Lineage: Eukaryota; Viridiplantae; Streptophyta; Klebsormidiophyceae; Klebsormidiales; Klebsormidiaceae.
AUGAGUGCGUUCUGGAGAAAGUUCCGGACGGCGGUGCGCUUCCUCAACAAGGCCAAGGGGCCGGCCGAGAAGAGUGCGGACCAAGCGAGCGAGCGAGAGCUGGUGGCCUGCCAAGUGGCGAUCCUGCAAAAGUCGCCGGAGGCAAGGACCGACGAAGACCUGGCAGUGAUCGACGACAUACUGAAGUCGGUCAAGUUCACCGCUGAACUGCCGCUCCGAGUGCGACUUGAGAUCUGCAAGAACUGCACGUACAAGCAAGGCGCCGCAGGCCAAGAGCUCUUCAAACAGGGCGACUCCGGCAAAGAGUUCUUCAUCAUCCUCUCGGGCAUCGUCACGUGUUCGGCGAUCAACACCAGCACGGGCCAGGCCUCCGUGGUCGCCCGGUUGACCAUCCACCAGUCUUUCGGCGAGCGGGGGCUCCAAUCAAAAAACGCCACGCGGCAGGAGACGGUGACCCUCGAGAGCCGCUGCGACUUCCUCGUCAUUAGCAGGGACAACUUUGACGUCAUCAACCAGCAUCUGCAGUCGAACGAGAGCCGGAAGAAAGUGGACUUCCUGAGGAAUGUGGGCGUGUUCGCGCACUUGCCCCAGUCUAGUUUGCAGAUGAUCGCCACGGCGAUGGCGGCCCGCACGUGCCCCAAAAACUCCGUCAUCAAGCGCCAGGGCGGCGACAGCACCGAGAUCUAUUUCCUUGUCACGGGCACGUGCCGCGUCAUCCGUGACGUCACCUUCUCGUCCCGUGAGUCCAUCCAACUCUCCAGCCUGUCCCUCGUCCGCGACGCGAUCGACAGCGCGUCGGACGCGGCCGCGGGGCGCCGGCGGCCGGGCGAUGCGGCAGCGCCCGACACGAUCUUGGGGCUGCCGCUCGCGCCCACUUCCGCCGCGGGAACUUUCGCUCUACCGGCGUCGCUGGCCGUUCCGCUGACCAGGACGGAAGGGCAAAGGAGCUCCGCGGAAGCGGCAGGUUCUGAGGACGGGCAAGAGGAGAGCGGAACCCCAUCGACCGCACGAGAAGCUGAAGCGGAAGAAGAUGAUAAGGAGGGGGCUCUUAUUGGCGUGGAUAAGCGAGCGGACGAUCCCAUAAGCGCGGAGACAGUGGAAAGUCGCAAAAGCCGCGUCUCGUUUCAACUGCCUUCGAGCACCCCUCCCGAGCGGGGGCGGUCCGGGACCUCCAGCCAGAGCCGGCGGAAAUCGUCCGAUCCGGUUGGGCGGACCCCGGAUUCCGCUCCGAGUACUAGCGGCCGCGAGCGGACCGACUUUCCUGCGCGCGCUUAUGCGGGGGCGGGGGAGAACGUAUCCCCGAAGCGCACGAGCAGCGGUCCCCCGUCGUUCCGGGCUCCGCCCGAGCCGUUCUUUCCGGCCGGAAUCAACCCCAGCCACGGCGAGCGGAUCUACCCUUGGGAGCGGUCGCAAAAGUGGCCCAAAACGACCCCGCGCUCGCGUUCUGCGUCGCCGCCGCACGUGACCGAGAGCCCGCGCGCGCGGCGCGCGCGCGCGAGCGCGGACCCGUACUCGAGCAAGCGCCUGACGGUGACGCAGAUGCUGCGCGCGAUGCCGAAGCGGAAGGAGAAGUCGCGGCGGCUGUUUCUAGAACUGGGUCAGUUGAACCCGCCCGCGUAUUUCGGCGAAGCAGGCUUGCUGCGGAACGAGGCGCGGUGGACGACUAUUGUGGCGGCGACAAAUGUAGAGCUUUACGUUAUGAACAAGCUCGACUUCCAAGUGCGCGUCGGGCGGGAUAUCAUCAAGCAGAUGGAGCAGCGGAUUCCGGAGUAUCCGACCGACGACGCAAUCCGGAAGCAGUUUUUGCGGAACGUGCUGUGGUCCAACUACAAGGCCGCCCUCGUCUCCGAAGUGACCGCCCACCGGAGCGGAAACGGGAAGCCGACGUCAGCUGUUCCGCUCCCGAGCGCCAACUUCCGUCAGCCGGACGGUCAGACCGUGCGGUUGCCGCGGCUGCUGGAGCGGAAAACAAAUGCGUCCGCGCCAAAUGUUAAGCUCCUGAAAGGAGCCGUUAUGCCGAUACCCACGUUAGAUUGA